CAUCUCAACCUGCUCUAUACAGAGGAGACUUCUACCUUUUUCAAAAAGAAAAAAUGCUGAACAGGAUUUUGUUUGUUUGCCUGUUUCUGGCUCUGUACAGUGCAGGCUCCUCACUGAGCUGCAGGUGGAUGGAUCAUAAAUUCAGACAGUACAGUGAAAACUCUUUGGAUCUACUAGAUACCAUGGUGAAUAAUUCCACUAACAGCACUGAGGAUGCUGAAGUGGAGGACACUGUGGCCUUCCCUAAUGAUCUGUACAGCCAGGCGUCCAAAGCAUCAGCUGAGGAUAAACUUGGUUUCACAGUGCAGGUUCUGGAGGAGAUGGCCGUCCUGUUUGAGGAGGAUCACAGCGCUGCAUCAUGGGAGGAGAGCACAGUGAAGGACUUUGUCAACAUUGUGACCCAGCAGGCUGACGGCCUUCACUCCUGUACUGGGAGCCACAGCCACAAGAAGAAGAACAAGAAGCUGCACAUGUAUUUCAAGAGACUGUCAGGCCACGUCCUAGAACGAAUGGGCCACAGUGCUGAAGCCUGGGAGCUGAUCAGGAAGAAAAUCAAAACCCAUCUAAUGAGAGCUCACCAGCUGGUUUCAUCUCUGCUCACCACCAACUAACACCUGUCAGACCAAGAAUCUCCUCAUUCAUUUGCUAAGUGAUUGAGCUAUUUAUUUAUUUAUUGCUUAGUUAUGUACUGCCUUGUUUGUUUACUCAUGUAUUUAUUUUUUGGAGUUAACUAAAACAGAUUUAUUUAUUUAUUGAGGUAUUUAUUUAUUCAUUAAUAUAUUUUUU
Molecule: messenger RNA, 786 nt
Organism: Lates calcarifer (barramundi perch)
Lineage: Eukaryota; Metazoa; Chordata; Actinopteri; Centropomidae
Product: interferon a3
Exons: 5
Coding region: 54-611 (185 amino acids)
Biological process (GO): response to exogenous dsRNA; defense response
Cellular component (GO): extracellular region
Molecular function (GO): cytokine receptor binding
Source: RefSeq, a predicted model, not a curated record